UUCUCGUCGUUGCAACGAUGGCUAGCGCUGGAGGAAAGCAAGCGCCGAAAAUUGUCUCCAAAUCAAAUGCUGGAGGCACCGGUGCGGCGGGGGCUAGCGGCGGGCCCCCGAUAAUGCCCCUCGCCUCUCCGCUGAUGGGGAAAAAGAAGAAGCCGUUUCUGGGGAUGCCCGCUCCGCUGGGCUAUGUUCCCGGUCUUGGCAGAGGUGCUACUGGUUUUACCACCCGGUCUGAUAUCGGUCCUGCUCGUGAUGCCAACGAUCCAGUAGAUGACCGACAUGCACCCCCAGGGAAGAGGACAGUUGGAGACCAAAUGAAAAAGAACCAAGAUGAUGAUGAUGAAGAUCUGAACGACACAAACUAUGAUGAGUUUAAUGGAUACGCAGGUAGCUUGUUCUCCAGUGGGCCCUAUGAGAAGGAUGAUGAAGAAGCAGAUGCUAUAUAUGCAGCACUCGAUAAGAGGAUGGAUGAAAGACGCAAAGAAAGAAGGGAGCUGAGAGAAAAGGAAGAAAUUGAGAAAUACCGUAUGGAGCGACCCAAAAUCCAGCAGCAGUUCUCAGAUCUAAAGAGGAAGUUGGCAGAGGUUUCAGAGGAGGAGUGGCUGAGCAUCCCUGAGGUGGGCGAUGCCAGGAAUAAGCGCCAGAGAAAUCCUCGCUAUGAGAAACUCACCCCUGUCCCCGACAGCUUCUUCUCCAAACACCUGCAGACCGGAGAAAACCACACCACCGUUGACCCUCUGCAAGGGCUGGGAGGUCUGAACACACCUUACCCAGGAAGCAUGACCCCUGGCUUGAUGACACCUGGGACAGGAGAGCUGGACAUGAGGAAAAUCGGCCAGGCCAGGAACACACUCAUGGAUAUGAGGCUCAGCCAGGUGUCUGACUCAGUGAGCGGACAGACGGUGGUAGAUCCAAAGGGUUACCUAACAGACCUCAACUCCAUGAUCCCCACACAUGGAGGAGACAUCAGUGACAUCAAGAAGGCUCGUCUGCUACUGAAAUCAGUGAGGGAGACCAACCCUCAUCACCCGCCUGCCUGGAUUGCCUCUGCCAGGCUGGAGGAGGUGACUGGGAAACUGCAGGUUGCCAGGAACCUGAUCAUGAAGGGCACAGAGAUGUGUGUUAAGAGUGAGGAUGUGUGGUUGGAGGCAGCCAGGCUGCAGCCCGGUGACACAGCCAAAGCCGUGGUUGCCCAGGCUGUCCGCCACCUGCCACAGUCCGUCCGCAUCUACAUCCGAGCUGCAGAGCUGGAGACAGACGUCAGGGCCAAGAAACGAGUCCUCAGGAAAGCCCUGGAGAAUGUGUCCAAGUCAGUUCGACUGUGGAAGACGGCUGUAGAGCUGGAGGAGCCAGAGGAUGCCAGGAUCAUGCUUAGCAGAGCUGUAGAGUGUUGCCCUACGAGUGUGGAGCUGUGGUUGGCAUUGGCCCGGUUAGAGACGUAUGAAAAUGCCCGUCGUGUCCUGAACAAAGCUCGAGAGAACAUCCCCACUGAUCGCCACAUCUGGAUCACUGCUGCCAAGUUGGAGGAGGCCAAUGGUAACACUCAGAUGGUGGAUAAGAUCAUUGACAGAGCCAUUACUUCUCUACGCGCCAACGGUGUUGAGAUCAACAGAGAGCAGUGGAUACAGGAUGCAGAGGAGUGUGACAAAGCAGGCAGUGUGGCAACCUGCCAGGCCGUGAUAAGGGCUGUCAUAGGGAUAGGCAUCGAGGAGGAGGACCGGAAACACACCUGGAUGGAGGAUGCAGAUAGUUGUGUGGCCCAUGGAGCGCUGGAGUGUGCCAGGGCCAUCUAUGCCCAUGCUCUGCAGGUGUUUCCCAGCAAAAAAAGUGUCUGGCUUAGAGCUGCUUACUUUGAGAAAAAUCAUGGCACCAGGGAGUCUUUGGAGGCCCUGCUCCAAAGGGCUGUGGCUCACUGUCCCAAGGCAGAGGUCCUUUGGCUGAUGGGGGCCAAGUCCAAGUGGCUGGCUGAGGAUGUGCCUGCAGCCAGAAGUAUCCUCGCUCUGGCCUUCCAGGCUAAUCCAAACAGUGAAGAAAUUUGGCUGGCUGCUGUCAAGCUGGAGUCUGAGAAUAAUGAGUAUGAAAGAGCCCGUCGACUGCUGGCCAAGGCCCGCAGCAGUGCCCCAACAGCCAGGGUGUUUAUGAAGUCAGUGAAGUUGGAGUGGGUGCUGGGGAACAUAAAAGCUGCCCAGGAAUUGUGCACAGAGGCCCUGAAACACUAUGAGGACUUCCCAAAACUUUGGAUGAUGAAAGGCCAGAUAGAAGAGCAGUGUGAAAACAUGGACAAGGCUAGAGAAGCCUACAGCCAAGGGUUGAAAAAGUGUCCCCACUCGGUGGCCCUGUGGUUGCUGAUGUCUCGCCUUGAAGAAAGAGUGGGCCAGCUGACCAGAGCCAGAGCAAUCCUGGAGAAGGCGCGGCUCAAGAACCCCCAGAGCCCUGAGCUAUGGUUGGAGUCGGUCAGGCUGGAGUUCCGGGCUGGAAUGAAGAACAUCUCCAACACACUGAUGGCGAAAGCGCUGCAGGAGUGUCCCAAUUCAGGUAUCCUGUGGGCUGAGGCAGUGUUUUUGGAAGCCAGACCCCAGAGGAAGACUAAAAGUGUUGAUGCUUUGAAGAAGUGUGAACAUGAUCCCCAUGUCUUGCUCGCUGUAGCCAAGUUGUUCUGGAGUGAGCGCAAGAUUACCAAAGCUAGAGAGUGGUUCCUAAGGACAGUGAAGAUUGAGCCAGACCUUGGAGAUGCUUGGGCACUCUUCUACAAGUUUGAACUGCAGCACGGCACAGAGGAACAGCAGGAAGAGGUGAGAAAGCGCUGCGAGAACGCAGAGCCCCGCCAUGGAGAGCUGUGGUGUGCCGAGUCCAAACACGUCCUGAACUGGCAGAAGAAGACAGGAGAGAUCCUAGCAGAGGUAGCCAGGAAGAUCAAGAACACAUUCUGAAUCUGAGGAAAUCUAGACUGAAUACACCUGGAGGACUGCAGGAAACAGCUAUGGACAUGCUCAACUAUUGUUCUCUACCAGGACUUGCUAAUCUGCUGCAGAUACAAAGUAUUCACACGUUCCCUUUUUCAUGUUCUAUGUUUUACAAAAUUGAACCACAGUUUGUGUACUAAUCAACAGAAAAUGAUGUGUUGAUUUCUAAGUGAAAACAAAUCUCCAAAAAUUUUGACAUAAGUACAAGUAUAAAACUCAAACUCACAGAUUAAAGCGAGUAAGUACUAACAUCAGGAGAUUUUCGUGGAUCAGGUAGCAAUGGGACUGUGUGAACUGCAGUUUUCAAGUGAGGUUUGAUUCUACCACUCCAGGACAAUAGUAUUGUUUUUCAGUAAUCUGCGUAGGUUAUGCUUUAUUUUUUAAGUAUUUGUCUCACUGGGAAGUGAACUUUCUCCCAGGUGUGCUUGCAGACUGCUGCAGAUUGUCCUCUGGGAUUUCACUGUGUUUUGCUUCCUUCCUCCACUGUGUUUUGGUCUCCCAACACUCGCUUUUUUCAGUUUGCUUCUCCUUGCAACACUGCCAUGAAGCUGCACCUGGUGAAUCACCCAGGCAACAGUCGUUGUUUGAGUAAUUCUCCGAAGAACGAGAAAAAACAGAAACAACUCUGCUGGUGAAGUCCUGGCUUAAUUCAGGUCAUGAAUCUGUAAAUUGUCUUUAAUUUCGUCUUCUGACAACUCGUAAGUGGUGGCAGACAUCUUUUGUUAUUUAAACCCAGCCAGGACGACCCACGUUGUCUACAAGUGUUUACAGGUCUCUGCUGUUGGUCCACGUAGUGUUUUGUUAAACAGCUGCACGAGCUGUCUACUCAGGCCCAUAUACUGUCAGCGGCGUGUGCCACUUCUGUGUAUCCAUGCAACCGAUAAUGUCAAGUCUAAUAAUUGGCAUCAGCUGUAAUGAUGUAGGUGUCAUAUUAAAGGGAACUUAAGGUUCUUUUGUUUUACAUUUGUACUAAAUUAGGACAAAUGUUUUGUGCUGAUUGUUGUCUAAAUUCUAAUUUCAGCCGCUGCUGUUGUCAGAAUAAUAAAAUGAGCAUGAAAAAUCAUAAAUCAAAAUGAAGAAUUAAAAUAAGUAGUGAGGCCAAGAAAUAUACAAAACACAUGUUGAUUCCACCUUUACAGUGUGUUUUGGCUCAACUCUCCAUUGUGUGAACAGGUAUUAUCAUCAUCAAAAGAAAUGCGCCUGGAAAAAACUUGUGAGGAAUUUUCUUUGUCCAUCUUGUAAGAGGUCCAGAUUUGACUAUGUCUGUUUAGCUGUGUAUAUAAACUCCUUGUCAGGGACAAUGACAUGAUUUCUCAUGUUGUAGUAAUGAACUGCUUUUUUACGUAGUUUUUCUUGAAAUGUGUUUAAAUUCUUUGCAGUCAUCCAAUAAACAAAGAACAC
This is a messenger RNA of Chelmon rostratus (copperband butterflyfish), 4361 nucleotides long. RefSeq names its product PRP6 pre-mRNA processing factor 6 homolog (S. cerevisiae) (gene prpf6). Bases 18 to 2927 code for a protein of 969 amino acids. The record is from RefSeq and is a predicted model, not a curated record. Gene Ontology annotation, molecular function: protein binding. Gene Ontology annotation, biological process: spliceosomal tri-snRNP complex assembly; mRNA splicing, via spliceosome. Gene Ontology annotation, cellular component: U4/U6 x U5 tri-snRNP complex; catalytic step 2 spliceosome. NCBI's taxonomy places the organism in Eukaryota, Metazoa, Chordata, Actinopteri, Chaetodontiformes, Chaetodontidae. The transcript is spliced from 21 exons.